Messenger RNA from Hyalella azteca, 2391 nucleotides. Its product is annotated as probable ATP-dependent RNA helicase DDX10. Gene Ontology annotation, cellular component: nucleus. The transcript is spliced from 10 exons. NCBI's taxonomy places the organism in Eukaryota, Metazoa, Arthropoda, Malacostraca, Amphipoda, Hyalellidae. Gene Ontology annotation, molecular function: ATP binding; RNA helicase activity; nucleic acid binding. Gene Ontology annotation, biological process: rRNA processing. The coding region runs from base 116 to 2374 and encodes 752 amino acids. The record is from RefSeq and is a predicted model, not a curated record.
UCCAAUUAGUAGUUGGUUUACUUGGUUGCGAACUUGGGAAUUUAGAAUUUUGCAGACACGCUGUCUUGCAUAUUGACACUUUAACAGUUACAAUUGCUAAUUGUUUGGGGCAAAUAUGGGCAAGAAUAAUAAGUAUAAGUUGAUUGAAGAGAAGAAACGUCGAGCAAAUGAUCUUCAACAACUAGAAAAAAGGCUAGAAGAGUGGACUGAUGUUGAUCCUGAAUCUCUGAAAAACUUCAGCCAAGUUCCUCUGAGCACUCCGACCUUCAAGGGACUGAAGUCCUGUGGCUAUGUGGAACCAACCCUUGUGCAGAAAAUUACUCUACCGCACAGCCUCAAAGGACGAGAUGUCAUUGGUGAAGCAAAGACCGGUUCUGGAAAAACUUUGGCUUUUGUUAUACCAGUAAUGGAGUUGCUGCACCGAGAGUGUUGGACAGCAAGGAAUGGCAUGGGAGCCCUCAUCAUCACACCAACACGAGAGUUGGCUUUACAGAUCCAUGAAGUAAUCAAACCUCUUGCUCUACAACAUCAAUUGAGCUCUGCUUUAGUGGUUGGUGGCAAGGACCUGGCUUUGGAAUGGCACCACAUUGGCUCCAUGAACAUUGUAGUCUGUACACCUGGGCGUCUCUUCCAUCUUAUGACUGAAUGCCCUAAUUUUGACUGGGACUCACUGAAAAUACUUGUGCUGGAUGAGGCCGACUUGUGCUUAUCCAUGGGCUUCUCUGACAAAAUGAAUACUAUUUUGCUGCAGCUGCCAAAACCUCGCCAAACGCUGCUUUUCUCUGCCACACAAACAAGAGAUGUAUUGUCACUAGCAAGAGCAGGCUGCACUGAUCCUGUCACCUGUUCUCUGCAUGAGAAUUCUACCACAUCUACUCCCUUGACACUCACGCAGUGCUACACCAUUUGUGAAGCUCAUGACAAAUUUAGCUUUCUGUACUCUUUUCUUACAAACUUUAAAAAACAGAAAAUACUGGUAUUUUUAUCAACGUGCAAACAGGCGAAAUUCUAUGGCAUUGCUAUGGCGAUGUUGAAGUUGCCGAUGAAGAUCUUGUUUUUGCAUGGAGAUAUGAAACAGAGAAGACGAUCUGUCAUCUACGACACCUUCAAGGCUGAGAGCAAGAUAGUCAUGUUGGCUACUGACGUGGCCUCUCGAGGCCUGGAUUUCACUGGAGUGGACUGGGUGGUGCAGCUCGACUGUCCCGAGGACGUGACGACGUACAUUCACCGCGUGGGCCGCACAGCUCGCUACUACAGGGACGGUAACGCCUUGCUCGUCCUCACCGCCAGCGAGAGCGCCAGCAUGCUUAAGCAUCUCGCCAAGAGUAAAGUGCCCCUCGAGAAAAUGGAUGUGGCACCAGGACAAAUCAAGCCCCAGGAACGGCGCAUCGAAGACAUCGUAUGCAAAGAACCGUUGGCCAAGGAGGCGGCCGAGAGAGCGUUCAAGGCGUACCUUAAAAAUCUCGUCUAUAUGAAGGACAAGUCUGUCUUUGAUGUCACAUCGAUCGAUCGUGACAAACUGGCCAGGUCUUAUGGCCUGAUCAGCACGCCACGCGUCCGGUUCGUGGAAAGAUUUGUGCACAAAACUCAACACAAAAUCGCUACUGAACAACACGCAGACGUCAACGAGACGAACUCUGGUGACAGCAACGCGGGGCCUGAGCAUAUUGAUCGCGACAGCCGGGAGGUGUUGAAGAACAGCGCCAUUAAACCUAUCAAAGUUGUGGACGAAGGUGUCACUUUCGUGGAUCGGAUGGACGAGUUAUUUUUAUCCGUGCCGGAAUCGAACGACAGUCGAACUACUGCUCCUAAAAAUUUAUCCAAGUACUUGACAAAUCGAGAUAAGAAAAUUGUUGACAAUGUCACGAUUCUACAAACCCACUGCAGGAGUGAAAAGCAAAGAUUUUUCACUUUGGACGAGAUGUUAGCCUUCAGAAAGGACGAUGAGUACAACAAGUUCACCCACAGGGAUAAGACUAAGACCCGCAAGAGAGAGCUCCUGAAGAAACGGGAAGAGAGAAAGAAUCGCGGUAAAGCCCAGAAGUCCAUCGAUGUUGCCGAUGAUGAAGAUGAGGAAGACCGAAGUGAUGAUGGUGAUGAAUUGGAUCCGCUGACUCAACAAAUUAUUGAUGAGCUUCCUGAUCCUGAUAAAAUCCGGAGACGAGACUCUGACAGUGAGCCAAGUGAUGAUGAAGUGGAGGAACGACCGUGCAAGCGACUCAAGGCUGACGACUCGGAGUCUGACUCAGAUAAGGGAAGUUCAUGUAGUGGAAGUUUUGAAGAAACUGAUGAAGAAGAGCAUCCGUCUAAUCUAAGAAAAAUGUCAUUGAACCAGCAAGAGCAGAUGGCGCUACGAUUACUUGCUGGGAAAUAAAAGUUAUUGAAACGGAA